CCGAAAUUCUACACACGGCCCUGCGAGUAUUUGGAUGGCUGAGUGCUGGUGUUUAUCUUUCCUUUGGUGUUUGGAAUGCUUGUGUUGCGAAACAACACUUUUCCACACUUCUCCACAUUUCUGUUUACAUUUCCAGCGUAUGUAACUAGCACCGGGGUUUUGUUUAUGAUUUGGCUGGAUCAAAACCAGAGCUUUUGUUUACGUUUCUGCUGGGCUUGUCAUGUCGAGGCCUAAAGAGCGUGCAACCGUGUUUCAGCAUUCUUCAUUUAUAAAUAAUUAAAGUUUCCUUCAUUCUUUUAGCAAGUCUGAUUCAUACGUAUUCCUUUUCGUUUUUAUCUUCUCCAAUAACUUUCCUAAAUAACUAAUCUGAGUUCAUCUCGCAGAUCUAAAAUAAUCACAACUACAAAUGAAAUUCAACACCUUACUUCACUUGGCUUCAGCUAUUGCUUUAGCAAAGGCAGAUGGCUAUGUGCCCGGUGAAAACUACUCCACUUUCACACCAACAGAUGGUUAUUUGGAUGGUGCCACCACGCAAUUCCCACAACGGUUCGGGAUUGCCAUAAAUCCUAUCACUUCUUCGAUUGCCCUAACGUCGGUCACAACUUCUGUUGAUGGUACUGUUGUUGUAACACAAAUUGGAGACGGACAAAUUCAGGCUACAACCGCCACCCCAUCACCAGUAGUGGUGACUCAAAUAAGUGACGGUCAGAUACAGGCGUCUACUUAUACUCCAACGACAUAUGAAUAUCCGGUGGUCACACAAAUCGGGGAUGGCCAAAUUCAGGCGACCACUCUUACUACCGUGACACUCAGCUCAGCAUCUACCUCCAGUGCCGAAGCUGAUACCCAAUACCGCCCUCUUAUCUCAACAUCCUCAACAUCAUCAACAUUCUCAACAUUCUCAACAUCCUCAACAUCCUCAACAUCCUCAACAUCCUCAGCAUCCUCAGCGUCCUCAACAUCAUCAACAUCAUCAACAUCAUCAACAUCAUCAACAUCAUCAACAUCAUCAACAUCAUCAACAUCCUCUUCAACGUCUACAUUCUCGUCAUCCUCAUCAUCACCAUUAGCACCUUCAUCUACAUCCGAUGAUAUAACUACCACUUCCACGGUCACCCCGACAUCUACUGUAUAUUCAACUGUAACUUCUGCAACCCUUCCAACUCUAGACCCAACUACAGUAGUGGUUCAAAAACGUUUUGCAGAAGAGACUGCCGCUGUGUCAAUUGAUAAGCGUGAUUUACCAUCGACUUGCUCAACUACAUCUUCCCUUUCAAUGACAUUGGUGGACUCUAUUCUAUAUGAUUCUAACGGAAGGAUCGGAGCUAUUGUUUCAAACCAGCAAUUUCAGUUUGAUGGACCACCACCUCAAGCUGGCUCCAUCUACGCUGCUGGCUGGAGCAUAGUUAACGGAAAAUUGGCGUUAGGUAAAAGCACUACAUUUUAUCAAUGCCUGUCAGGAAACUUUUACAAUCUUUACUACAACAGUAUCGGUGAACAGUGUACUGCUGUAGAGUUAGAUGUGGUAGUGUUUAACGAAUGCUAGUCGAAUGAAAUUAACCACCCAAAACACAGUCUACCUUCAAUUCAUUCCUUGCAUAAAAUACUACCAUUCAAUUUACAAUUAUUUCAAUAUCUGUACAUUAGUCCUUUCAUUUCCUUUCAAUCUUUAUGUAAUUAUAUAUUUACUACUUAUUUUUUUCUUUCACCAUGAUGGUUUUUUCUUUAUAAUAAUC
Pichia membranifaciens NRRL Y-2026 is the source of this 1736-nucleotide messenger RNA. RefSeq lists its product as hypothetical. The record is from RefSeq and is a predicted model, not a curated record. Gene Ontology annotation, biological process: fungal-type cell wall organization. The coding region runs from base 407 to 1546 and encodes 379 amino acids. The transcript has a single exon. Gene Ontology annotation, cellular component: fungal-type cell wall. Gene Ontology annotation, molecular function: structural constituent of cell wall. NCBI's taxonomy places the organism in Eukaryota, Fungi, Ascomycota, Pichiomycetes, Pichiales, Pichiaceae.